UUUAGUUUGUUCAACCGUCGUCGUCGCCGCCGCUUGCAAUUUGAUUCUUUGACCACUGCUACGAGUGUGUGUGUGUGUGGUAAUAGUACAAAUGUGCGAAGGCACUUACAGUGAAACACCAAGCCAAAACCAUCUGAAGCCGUUACAAAAUCGUAACUGUAAAUAAAAUCAAAUUCUUUAGACAUUUGCCGCGUGUGCGCACUCAAACCAAUAAACAAAACAAGCGAUCCAUAUGCGUUGUACCUGGACAUCUGGACUGCUCUAUCAAACAAAUACUAAAUCCCAUCUGUACAUAACAAGCGCAACAGUCAAACCUAACCAACAAGCGAUCGUAUAGGAAGAGUCAGCAACGGUCAGAGAAGCAGCAGCAGCAGGAGCAUAAGCAGUGCGUGUGAAACUGUAAACGGUUUCGCAAUCGAACGGCAAAGAAGAAAGACAAGCAAAGAAAAGAAAAGCCUACCACGCGUCGUUCAGCUCGUUGCGCUUGUUUCGGCACACACGUAACUGUGUGUUGUAUGUCCGCCCCACCCUGCCCGACGCCUUCACAGUCCGUCGUAAACUCUGCUGUCUUGUUGUGUGUCGAACUUUGGCGGCAGCAGCAGCACCACCACUUCGCAGUCGCCGCGCAGCAAUAGACAAAAAAUUUAAAAGCAGCGCAGCCGCCGUCAGCGUCGACGUUCUUCGCUCUUCGUGCGUGCGUGCGUGCCUUUUUAUCUCUCCGUGUGACUGUGCGUAGCUGUGCAUGGGUGUGUGUGUGCGCGCAUAAGGUGUGGUGUGUAUACAAAAUCGAUUGAACCAACGCCGCAGUCGUCGUCGUCGUCGUCGCAGUCGCGUUACGCGAUUUUCAACGCAUUUUUUUUUCUUGUGCAGAGUUUUGCAUUAUUGUUGUUCUUCUUCUUUUUUUUUUUAAAUUGUUAUCUCUGGGAUAUUCGGCAAAUUGAAGCUGUUCUGUUUUUGUUUGUUUUUGUUACGUGGGUGUGUGAGCCAAGAGGAAAGAAAAUUUGCCAAUGAUGGAUAAAUCAACAACAACGAACACGGCGAAAGCCAAAGCUGCAACUGAUGCUAAUGUCCAAAAUGAGGCAGCAGCAGCAACUGGAGCUGGGUGUGGCACCAAUGGCAAUAACAGCAGCAGCAGCAGUAGCAGCAACAACAACAACAACAACAACAACAACAACAACAAUACUGCCACCGCCGCCGGCAGCAACAACAGCACCAACAACAACAAUAGCGGACGGCAACGUUAUUCGCAGGCUGCGGCCAUGGCAGCAGCAAUGGCCACAACAAGUGCGCUGCUCAGCAGCAGCAGCAGCAACAACAGCAAGCACAACGGGAGCAACAGCAACAGUUCCACAACAGUUGCCAGCACUACUGGAAUGGUCUCGGGAACGGUAAAUGGCAGCAAUAUGAUGAUUAACCUCAAUAUCAGCACCACAACCGGCGGCAAUUUCGGCGUCAGCGUCGAGCCGCACAUCAGCGUCGAGAGCCUGAAGAAGAUAAUAGCCAAGAAACUGAAAGUGGCCAAGGAUCGCAUCUGUUUGUUGCAUCGCGAGAAGGAAUUACAGGAUGGUACGCUCAGAGAUCACAACUUAAUGGACGGUUCCAAGAUCAUUUUAAUACCAAAUGUAGAAACUGGUUUGCUGGCACAGCGUCCGGAGAACACAGUGAUGCAAGCGCUGGAAUCGCUUAACGACUCGCAGGUUAAUGACUUCCUCAGCGGCAAGACACCACUUAAUCUGAGCAUGCGACUGGGCGAUCACAUGAUGCUCAUUCAGCUGCAGUUGAGCACCGUUAAUCCCGCAGGCGGCACUGCUGCCGGUGCGACGGCUGCCCUGCCAGCGCCAGCGGCGAGCGGCAACAACAGCUUGGCCGCCGGUUGCAGCAGCAGCAGCAGCAGCGGCAGCGGCAGCUCUUCCACUGGGACAUCAAGCACAGCCAUGGCCUGCAGCUAUGCAGGUGGCAGCGGCUCCCAUUCGUCGCAUACGCGCACGCGCUCCUCCAGCCAGCGGCUGGCGAGCGGACGCAUUGGCAACGGCCAUGUGCACAGUCACCAACAUCCGAGUCUGCAGCACAGCCACAGCCAUCAUCACCAUCACCAUCAUCACCACCACAACGCUUCGGCGGUGGCCGCCGGCAGCGCUGGCGGUAUGGCAUCCAGCACACGCAAACUGGACAUGGAGCGUUCCAGCAGCGGUGGCGGCGGCAGCGUUGGCGCCGGCGGAGGCAGCCGCAUGCUGACCGCAGCAGGAGGUAGUUCGGGUCAUGGCCAGGCACACCACGCCAUCAAGAGCUCCGAUCUCAGCUCGUUCCUAAGCAAGCGUGACUACGAGAGUCUACAGAAUAUCGUGAAGAGCAUUGCACUGACGCAAGCGCCAAGGGCUGCAGCAGCGGCCGCUGCCGCCGCAGCUUCCCAAGCAGCGGCAAUACAAGCCGGCGGCUCAGCGACUGUGGCGGCGGCGACGGCUACUGCGACGGCGCAGUCAAAGCCGUUGUUGGAGCAGUCGCCCAUUAAGUCGCUCUCCAAUCUCGUCUCGAGCCCAAUCAAAACGACGGCCAUUAAGAAUAUACACAUUGCCCAUGGCCCGGGCGUCAGCUCCAGCUCCAACUCCAACAUCAACAUUAAAAGCGUUGCCAGCUCCAGUUCCUCCAUUCAACCGUCAGCAGCUGGCGCUGCUGGCUGCACCAGCGGUGGCUGUCAGCAGGAUCCGAUAGCCGCCAAGCUCACCUCGUGCUUGUGCACGCGCCUGUCCACACCAGCAGCAGCAACAGCAGCAGCAACAGCAGCAGCAGCACCAGCAGCAGCAGCACCAGCUGCAGCAUCAACAGCAGCUGCUCCAACAACUGUGCAACCCAGUCCCAACAGCAACAACAUUGUAGCUGUGACACGUGCAUCUGCAGGUUCCGGCUGCGUCGUAGACAGCUCAUUGCACAAGACUGUCAACAAUCCCAUUACCAUAACACGCUCCAAGCAUCGGCAUCACCAUCACCACCACCAUCACCAUCAUCAUUAUCAUCAUGCCGCAGCUGCGGCUGCCGCUGCUGCAGCAGCGCUUAAGCCUCAAGAGGCAGCAACCGCGAAGAGUGGAACAGCAGCAGCAGCAGCAGCAGCAGCAUGUGUCACCACUGCUAGCAGCACGGAGCUGGAUGAUGCCGGUCUGGCUGUGUCGGAUACCCGCACGCUGGCCGAGGCAUCGCGCAACCUCACCCAGACAUUGCGCAAGCUCUCCAAAGAGGUGUUCACCAACAAGAUCGAUUUGUCUGGCGGCGGCAGCGUUGGCGUCGGCGCCGGCAUUGGCGGCGGGGAGGAGACACCGCGCAAAACUGGCUCCGGCGCUGUCAUUGAGUCAAUGAAGAAUCAUGGCAAGGGCAUAUACUCGGGCACCUUCUCGGGCACGCUGAAUCCGGCGCUGCAGGAUCGCUUCGGACGGCCCAAGCGCGACAUUUCCACUGUCAUCCACAUACUUAACGAUCUGCUAAGUGCCACGCCCCAAUACAGUCGUGGCGCACGCAUCAGCUUCGAGGCACCCACCAGCGGCAGCAUCAGCAACGGCGCCUCCACCACCUCCAGCUCCAGCUCCAGCUCCAGCUCGACAACCGCUUCCAACAGCAGCGGCAGCAGUGCCGCCAAUGGCAUCGCAGCCAUCACAGCCGCAGCCCCAGCAGCAGCGGCUGGUGCAAUGCAUCAUGGUGUGCGCAGCAAGCUGUACUCGACGAAGCAUCACAACUGCGCCAAGUGCAACAGCCGUGCGCAACAGCAGCAGCAACAGGCAGCAGCAGCGGCGGCGGCUUUGGCUGCUGGCAGCUGCGCCUAUGGCGAAUGCAAUGGCCACUAUUUGGCCAAGGGAGGAUCCUCUGUCGCUGCUGUUUGCGGCACCAAGUCAACCCCACUCGGCUGCUGCACAGAUGUUGCAGCCAGCGGCAACAGCAGCAACAGCAGCAGCGGCAGCAGUAGCGCGAAUGCCACCACAGCAACUGGUAGCUCGAGCGCCUGCAUGUGCCGCUAUCGCACGGUCAGCGGCGAGGACAACGGCCAAAGGGAGCGGGAACACAUGUGCCAGAAGUGCGUCGUGGAGCUGGCCAAUCUGAAGACCAAGUCCAAGCUGGACCAGCUGCGGCUGGUCAUGCAGCAGCGCAAGCAAAAGCGUGAGGCGCGCAAAUUAAAGAGCUCACCGUACGAUGCCAACUCGGGCAUGGCGCCAGUGUCCAGCGUUGAGGCGGUGCCCCAGUAUAGCGCUGUAAGCGCACUGGUGACGACGCCGCCGCAGGCAGCCAAGGCAAAGCAUAGCAGCAGCAGCAGCAGCAGCAACAGCAGCAACAGCAGCACAACAGCAGCAACAGCAACAACAGCAGCAGCAGCUGCUGCAGCUGCAGCAACAAACACGGCACCGCCCAGCGAGGUCUCCCCAAAUCACAUAGUCGAGGAGGUGGAUACGGCCGCCUAAGUGCAACUGCAACUGUUCACCCUUUGUAGCAUUUACUAGUUAAUGUUGCACUUAGACAAACAACAACAACAACAAUUAGUUUUAUAGGUUUAUUAAUAUUAUUAUUAUUAUUUUUUUUUUGGCUUUAUGAUUUGUUUUAAAUGCGGCAGCGCCACGUAAGCUCCCUGCAACUACCACACUUGUUGGUGCAACUGUUAUACCUAAUCAGCUGCUUACCACAAAUCCACACCCUUCGCCCCCUCCCUAUCCAACCCGAUCCACUCGUUCCUCGUAGCUCGCAAUUGUUUGAAACAACAGAGAGAGAAAGAGAGAGAGAGAGAGAAAGUUGUUGAGCUGUUAAAUUAAUUUUAAGAUACUUAACAUCAACAUUAUGAUCAUUAACAAAAUCAUUAUAAACAACAGCAUUGUUAACAUAAUUAACUAUUAAUCAGCCCGCAAAUCUCAAAUCCUACUCGCGCUCCACCCCCCCUUCCCCCACCACUCAAACCGCUUUCCAGCUGUCUGGCUGGUAAUCCUUUAAAUAAACUUAAUUUAGUAAAAAUUUUCAAAUGUAAAACUAAGCCUAAAGAUGUAAGCAGCAGAAGAAAAAAAAAAACACAAAAGAAAAAAAAUUGAUGUUGAAUGGUAAUUUUGAUGUAAAAGCCAAA
This is a messenger RNA of Drosophila montana, 5086 nucleotides long. RefSeq names its product stuxnet (gene stx). Gene Ontology annotation, molecular function: protein binding. The record is from RefSeq and is a predicted model, not a curated record. The transcript has 4 exons. Gene Ontology annotation, cellular component: nucleus. The coding region runs from base 1008 to 4439 and encodes 1143 amino acids. NCBI's taxonomy places the organism in Eukaryota, Metazoa, Arthropoda, Insecta, Diptera, Drosophilidae.